CCUUCUUGUUGCACGGGGGAAGGAGAAGAGAAGAGGACUGAGGCUGGGAAACUGUAAACAGUGGAACGAUGCAGAUUGAGCUCAGAGCAUCAAUUGCAAUGUAUUUCUGAGAUACAGUAAGCCCACCCACAGCAUGGUAAUGUGACCGCUGCUCUGUACAUACAGAAAAUGUUAAUUAAAUAAUUGUGGUUAACCAAUAAGACCAGUAACUAAGUCAUGAUAGCAUAAAUCAAGGUGUGCAAUGGAAGCACUAGAAGUAGAGGACAUCAGUCCAGCUUUGGAAGUCACAGAAGAUUUCUUCAGUUCAUUUGAUACGCUAGACCGUGUUGGUCAUCCACCUGAAGUUUUUGGUAUUCAUGAUGUCCCUGAAAUUUUAGGGAAUGAGAUUUCCAAUCACAUAAAAAAUAAAGCUGAUGGACAGAAUGCCAAUACUUCUCAAAGAAGUAUAAUUUGGGAACGAUGCAAAAGUAGUCUCUUUGAUGCCAAAGCAAAGAAUGGUAUCCAUGCCAAAGAUCAAUAUGCUUCAAACAGAAGAAUAUUUCCUGAUGGUACAGGAGAAAAAAAGGACGCUUCCACUCUUAACUUCUUUAGUACAUGUCAUCAGAGGAGAGAAAGGCCUCAUUCAGUCAAUGAGACUUUGGUUCAUGGUGAAGACACUCCAAAAUUUAAGCCAGGUCAUAAUCGAUCUCGAUCAGACAUUAGUCAUAUAGACUGGACUAAUAUUUGUAAACCAGCUCCUUUGCAACGUUCUUCAAGCCAAGGAGUACCCUGUACUAGUCCUUCGUUCAUGUUGAUAAAUAAAGACAUUGAAGGAAAUACAGAACUCAAGUCUUCAUUCCCAAAUAUUCUCAAAAAGGGAUUUCUGGAAACUCGGAAAACACAGGACAGCUUCUGGAGGGGAUGUUAUGCAGAGAUUUCCCAAUAUAAGUUGCACCUUUAUGGUACAGAUAAUAGUGGGAACCACAGUCUUCUCACUUCUUACCCUCUUGCACAUAUUGAAAGCAUCACCAUUACUGGAAGCCAUGAAACUAAACUGGUUGAUGUUAUAAUGUCUGACAACAGCCAAGUGCAACUAAAGGCAGAUUCUGCCUGGGAAGCUUUGGACUGGGGUCAGAAGUUAUGGGAAGGAGUACGUGCCUUAACAUUAGUUCCAAAUUACUCAAAUAAUCAGCAGGAAGUCUUGGUAAAAGCAAAGAACUUUGAUGACAAGAGUAAUGAGUAUCUCGAGAAUCAAUCCUUUUUAAACAAGUCCAUCGAGGUUCCAAGGUCUGUAUACGUGUCCAAUGGGUACCAUAAAAAUAUCUUAAAAACUGGAACUCUGUAUAAAUUAACAAUCCAGAACAACUGGAAAGCCUUCACAUUUGUAAUUAAUAAUUCACAUCUUUUGGCUUAUCAGCCGUGCCACCUAGAUGAGGACCCAUUGCUUAGUUAUAAUAUUGAUGAGUGCCUAGCUGUCCAGAUGGAUGCUCUUGAUGGUUAUGAUUCUUGUUUUCAAGUCAUUUUUUCUCAAGAUGUUCUACGGCUUCGAACUGAGACACGUCAGAAGGCUCAGGAAUGGAUGGAUGCAAUUACGGCUGCUGCUAAAUCUGCAAGAAAACCAGAUCAAAAUAUGCCUGUCUCUCUUAGGAACAAGCCCAAGGAGCAUCUUUCACUUAGGAACCUUCAAAGGGGCAAGCGCCAGUCCGUGACCACAAGUUUUCUUGGUAUCUUGACAACAUUGGCUUUGGAGAGGGGACUAACUGCUCAAAGUUUUAAAUGUGCAGGUUGCCAGAAGCCAAUCGGCCUCUCCAAUGGGAAAGCCAAAGUAUGUAGCUACAGUGGAUGGUAUUAUUGUAGCACAUGUCAUGUGGAUGACACCUUUAUCAUACCUGCCCGUCUUGUCCACAACUGGGAUACAUCAAAACACAAGGUAUCCAAGCAAGCAAAAGAAUUCCUGGAGUAUGUGUACGAAGAGCCGUUGAUUGACCUACAGCGGGAGAAUCUACUACUUUACAGACACGUGGAUGCCCUGGCACAAGUUGUGCGCCUGAGACAGCAGCUAAAGUCGCUUCGGGCCUAUUUGUUCAGCUGCCGUGCAGUGGUAGCUGAAGACUUACGUAGAAGAAUUUUCCCCAGAGAAUAUCUUUUUCAGCAGAUCCACCUUUACUCACUUGCAGACAUGCAGCAGGUUGUUGAAGGAAAGUUGGCCCCUUUUCUCAUGAAGGUCAUUAAGUUUGCUACUUCUCAUGUAUACAGCUGUAGUCUUUGUAGCCAAAAGGGCUUUAUCUGUGAGAUCUGCAACAAUGGAGAGAUUCUCUAUCCCUUUGAGGAGAAUUCUACAAGCAGGUGUGAAAAUUGUGGUGCAGUCUUCCACACCGAAUGCAAGGUCAAAACCAUCCCCUGCCCCAGAUGUGUACGAAAGGAGCUACAGAAGAAACAAAAAUCCUUCUGGAAGAGGCUAAAUGUAGAUGACAGCUUGGAUGAGUCUUGCAACAUGUUUGAGCUAUCUUACCAGGGCACAUGACAUUUAACCGAACCUUUCUUCUCCUACUCAGCUGCUCUCUCACCAACCAAGCCGCUGUGCUUAUUAUAAAGCAUAUAGCUGCCUUCCUGUUCUAGAAAAUAGAGGACUUCUUCCAAAUACUAAUGAGUUGGAUCCAUCCCAUUUAAAUGAGUAUAUUGGGCAGUGUCUUGUAAUGACUUAUCCAGAUACAAAUACAAAGCCAUGAUGAAGUUCUCUAAUUGUAUGCAUGUACAUCUACUGUGUCUAAUUGUCAACAACAUCCUCACUUUAUGUAUUGAUGCCUAUUCAUUCUGGAGAAAACUGGAUCAGAUGUCAUUUAUUUUUAGACAUUUUUUCACUUUUAUUGUGUUGAAGGCAUUGGAACAUAUAAAUCAGAAUUAGUCCUUUUUUUGUAAUAACUCUACAUUUAUGUCUAAUGCCUUGUAUUUACAUCCAGGAAACGUCUUCUCUUCAAAGCUUUCUUCUGAGAAGGUACUUGAGCAGUAUGAAACAUGGCAGUAGCUUACAAAAAGUUGUCAAUUUGUCUCAACAAAAUGUAUUACAGCCAACAAAGAAUCUAUCAAAGUCACUAAAAAUCACUGAAGAGCAUUGUGCAAUUUUCAAUCAGAGGAUACAAUAAACGGGUCAUUCUAUGUAUAUGUAGCUAUACUUUCAUAUUACUCCAUGACAUGCAGAUUAGGUCAGUGUAGAAUAGAAUCGAGUGUCUAUCACCCUCAGAAUAUUAGUGUUGUGGUAACGGUUUCAAUGGCUGAGUGAGGUAUAAAAAGGAAUCUCCAUGUCUCAAAUUUAUGUUAUUUAAUUUAUUAAAGCAUUUAAGAAUUUGUGGAGUAAAAUAACAAUGAGCUUGAUUUGUAUGAAAUUGUCCUAAUUUGAGCUCCUGUCAGCAUUCUGCCUUUGACAUCUUGUGUAAGCUUGCGUUACUUUGUUCCAGAGUUUUGUAUAACUAUCUUAUAUUGCUAGCGCUUUACUGGUGAACCUUGCUUUCUAUGAUAGCUACAAAUACCUAUUCCAUCAUAUUGACAAAUAUCCUACUUGCUGUGUUAUCUGUUGUUGUAGUUGGCGAUGGAAUAAACAGAAUAGUUGUGCAGACUUGUACAAUAUAUCUGCUGCCAUGUGCUGAUAGGAACUUAAAUAAUGCAUAUUUUCCACAAAACAAGCAAUGAAGACAAAUGCAAUAUAUUCUGCAAAUAAUAUACUAAGAUAUAAUUUUAUGUCACACUACGGAAUAGCAACCCAGUAGUGCUUUACAAUAUGAUGCAAAAUGUUUCUUGAGUAAGCAAUGUCAAUCAGAAAAACAUAUAAAGAAACAAGGAAAACAA
This is a messenger RNA of Bombina bombina (fire-bellied toad), 3822 nucleotides long. It is a transcript of the gene PLEKHM3, whose product is annotated as pleckstrin homology domain containing M3. The record is from RefSeq and is a predicted model, not a curated record. The coding region runs from base 242 to 2503 and encodes 753 amino acids. Lineage: Eukaryota; Metazoa; Chordata; Amphibia; Anura; Bombinatoridae. The transcript is spliced from 8 exons.